Messenger RNA from Tauraco erythrolophus (red-crested turaco), 1370 nucleotides. The record is from RefSeq and is a predicted model, not a curated record. Lineage: Eukaryota; Metazoa; Chordata; Aves; Musophagiformes; Musophagidae.
CCAUCUCCCUUCCUGUGACAAACGACAUGAAUAAAGGGGACACUAAGGUGAUGAAGUGCAUUGUAGAGGUCAUCUCUGAUACUUUAUCGAAGCCAAACCCCCUGCCGAUCAGCGAAGAAUGCCUAGAAACACUCAGAGGAGAUGAACGAAUCAUUUCCAUCCUUCGCCACCAAAAUUUACUGAAGGAACUUCAGGAAAUUGCUGCUCAAGGUGCCAAUGAGAGAACUCAGCAGCAGAAGAAAAACAGUGGCUUCGAAGAUGAACUUUCUGAAGUCCUUGAAAGUCAGAAUGACAAGAACAAGCAGAGAGAUGCCACAGGGAAGCGCCCUGAAGAGGAGCAGCCCACGGGGUCCCUGGCUGAGCUGGCAGCACAGAAAACCCAGCAAAAUGGAGAAUCAAGAGAGGAUGGAAAAAACAGCCUGGAGGAGAGGGAGCCCAGGCCACGGGAUGCCAACCCUGGAGAGAAGGAGGAUCAGGAGGAAGCAGAGAGUAAUGAGAUUGGGGGUGCAGAGGAGGCCCAGAGGGAUGAAGCUUUGGACAACCACAUCAGCAAAGACCUCAGUGAGGAUGAGCGGCAGCAGCGAGGGGAUGAAGAGGAGCAGCCCAGAAGCUCCAGAGACAGCCUGGAGCUCGAGGACGAGGGAGAGCAGCCAUCCAGACAGAGCCACGAGCCAAGCAGGGAGGUGGCAGGGGAGCGUGUGGAGCGGGAGGAUGACAGAGGAGACGAUGCUGCAGAGGAGGACCCUACUGAAGCAGAGAGGUCACUUGAUUUGGCUGAGGAGGAUGAGGAGGCUGAGGAGAUGCAGGGAGACGACAAUAACGAUGAUGCUCUGGGAUUUGGCAAAGAUGGGCGGAGCUCUGAGGAGGAGGAAGAGGAAGAGCAGCCCCGGGCACUGAGAGGAGGAAGGCAUCGCCUGGAGGAUGAGGGGAUGCAGGAGGAGGAGGAGGAGGACACCUUCCAGCCCAGGGAUGCCAAAAGCGAAGAGAUGGAGGAGGAGUCCUCCAGGGAGUGGGAGGACUCUAAGAAGUGGAACAAAAUGGAUGAGCUGGCCAAGCAGCUGACAUCAAAGAAGCGCAUGGAUGAAAAUGAUAGUGGGGAAGACCCAGAUAGGUCCAUGAAAAUGGCAUUCAGAUCCCACAAGUAUGACUUCAGUAGUCCAGAGGAAGACGUGAGAAGGUUGUGGAAGCAUCACUCGAAGGAGGACAGCAGUGAAGGAGGCUUCCCUCUUGCUCCCCUGCCCGAAGAAAAGAAGGAUGAGGAAGGCAGCGCUAACAGGAGAACGGAGGACCAGGAGCUGGAGAGCCUGGCCGCCAUCGAGGCCGAGCUGGAGCGUGUCGCCCACAAGCUGCAUGAGCUGAGGCGAGGCUGA